GUCCCCCACCCCCAUCCCCGCGACCCGGUCGCCCCCGCCUCCGCCCCGGCGCGGGUGCUGCGGGAAGGAGCUGCGUGCUCCGGCUGUGCCGGGCCGAGCGCGCCGAUCGGCACCAUGCCCCGCGUCGAUGCAGACCUCAAGCUGGACUUCAAGGAUGUCCUCCUCCGACCCAAGCGAAGCAGCCUCAAGAGCCGAGCCGAGGUGGAUCUUGAGCGCACCUUCACAUUUCGAAACUCGAAGCAGACCUACUCAGGGAUUCCCAUCAUUGUGGCCAACAUGGACACCGUGGGGACAUUUGAGAUGGCAGUGGUGAUGACACAGCACUCCAUGUUUACAGCAAUUCAUAAGCAUUACAGCCUCGAUGACUGGAAGCUCUUUGCCGCUAAUCAUCCAGAAUGCCUGCAGCAUGUGGCCGUGAGUUCGGGCAGUGGGGAGAACGAUCUGGAAAAGAUGAGCAGCAUACUGGAAGCCGUGCCGCAGGUUAAGUUUAUUUGCCUGGAUGUGGCCAAUGGGUAUUCAGAACAUUUUGUGGAAUUCGUGAAACUUGUCCGUGCCAGAUUUCCAGAACACACUAUCAUGGCAGGGAACGUGGUGACAGGAGAGAUGGUGGAAGAGCUCAUUCUUUCCGGAGCAGAUAUAAUCAAAGUGGGAGUUGGACCAGGUUCUGUGUGUACUACCCGCACCAAGACGGGCGUGGGCUACCCCCAGCUGAGUGCUGUGAUCGAGUGCGCAGACUCUGCCCAUGGCCUGAAGGGGCAUAUCAUCUCCGAUGGAGGCUGCACGUGUCCAGGAGAUGUCGCCAAAGCCUUUGGAGCCGGUGCAGAUUUUGUCAUGCUGGGAGGCAUGUUUUCAGGCCACACGGAGUGUGCUGGAGAUGUGAUCGAGAGGAAUGGGCAGAAGCUCAAGCUCUUCUAUGGGAUGAGCUCGGACACAGCGAUGAAGAAGCACGCGGGGGGCGUCGCCGAGUAUAGAGCCUCAGAGGGCAAGACUGUAGAAGUACCUUACAAAGGGGGUGUUGAAAACACUAUUCUGGAUAUUCUCGGGGGUCUGAGGUCUACCUGCACCUACGUGGGAGCCGCCAAGCUGAAAGAGCUCAGCAGGAGGGCGACGUUCAUCCGGGUGACCCAGCAGCAGAGCACCAUGUUCUGCUAGCCUUGAGGACGAGGUGACGUCUGGCUCAUGGAAGCUUCCGUACACACCUGCUUUCCCGUCUCCUUCCUUCUGUUCCAUCAGAGCUUCCGGCUGCUCCUGAAUGGUGGAAUGCUGCCUCUUCCUCCCCCUCCUGCCGCCUGGGGGCCUUGGGGCUCCCCCUGGUGCCUUCUGGGGGCCCAGAAGCAGGGCCUGGAACUCAUAACCACAUUGUUAAAACCAACACUCGUACCUUUUUCUUUCUUUUUUAAAAAGAAAAUGGUUUCACUUUAAUAUAAUGCUAUUAUCUUAA
Messenger RNA from Equus caballus (horse), 1441 nucleotides. It is a transcript of the gene GMPR, whose product is annotated as guanosine monophosphate reductase. NCBI's taxonomy places the organism in Eukaryota, Metazoa, Chordata, Mammalia, Perissodactyla, Equidae. Gene Ontology annotation, molecular function: GMP reductase activity. Gene Ontology annotation, biological process: nucleotide metabolic process. The record is from RefSeq and is a predicted model, not a curated record. Gene Ontology annotation, cellular component: GMP reductase complex.